UUAUAGACCGAAUUUUAAAAAUGAUCCACACUGGUCUAGAUAUUUUUCAUUUUCUACAUACAAUAAUUUUCUGACAGAAUUCUACCUAAUUUUCUAGACCAAUCUGAACAACUUAAUGUCUGCGCGGAGAAUUGAAGAAAUGUAUCAAAUAUGCCUUGGAAUUUGUGUGAUUUUGUCCCUCUUCGUUGGGGGCUUUGCAAAUAAUGUCUACCAAAAAGGACAGACAGUAACAGUCAAUUGUGACCCCAAACAGUCCGGCGCCAUUACAUUCUGGUUUCAGAUAAAUACAAGUGGUGCAAAGUAUUUGUUCACUGUUAAAGGCAAAGAUGAAAAGGCUAGAGCUGACGACCUAAAAUACACAGUGAACAAAAAUGGUGAUAAAGUUAGUUUGACCAUUCAGUCUUUCGAGAAAAAGACAGACAGUGGUACGUACACCUGCGCAGCCAUGAACAGCAAUAAACUCUUCUUUGGAGAGCUGACAGAAGUUAGAGGAGAACCAGAUCCAACAACAGCUCCAAAAACUGCUGUAACACCACCAAAAAAUACACCACUGUUGACUACGACAAAAGCACAGUGUAACUGUCCAAAUAAAGGCCCAAAACCCAGCAUCAACUGUGAGAUUUGGAUAUUGUCAUCUUUGGCCUCUGGUUGUGUUGUUCUUCUUAUUCUGCUGAUCUUCACAAUUUUGUACUGCAACCGUUUAAGAACAAGACGAUGUCCCCACCAUUACAAAAGACAACAGAGACCUGCUGGCCAUGCAAAACUGCCCAACAACCACCUCUAGCUUAAGUAAAGAUACAGGAAAGUCCAGUAGUGGUUAAAGAUGUCUUUGAUUUAAUAUCUUCACAAUAAGCGAUUUGAAAAGCAGUUUCUUCAUUCAUGAUUAUUCAGACUUUGUUUUUGUAUCGGUUACAUUGACAGACUGUUUUUCUUUCCAGGGUUUUUGAUCUUAAUCUGUUUCUAGUGAAAUGCUGCAUGUUUUGCUUUAAUGUAGACUUAUUAAAUAGGGCCUAUUAUGAUUGAUGUAAAAUAAUCAAAAAUGUAUUUUAAGCUUUAAAUUAAAACACCUUCAGUGUCACGUUGCAUUGUAGUCUGUUUAAAAGAGAAAUCUGCCAUCUGUUGGCUGUCAGUGAUAGGAAAAACCUCAACAUAACACAAACUUGCUGUGUGGCAGAGCACCACCAUGUGGACAAUAAGUGUAAUAUGGAAUUGUGCAUGUUGUAUGACUCCUCAGCAGUGUGUAAACGCAAACAAUGUGCUCAAACUAUGAAGACAGUCCGUCAGAUCAGUUAAUAGGAACAAAUAGCCGAUGGAAUGGUUACUGUAUGGGGUUUUUACUGUAGUUUGACUUUGUUUCUCUCUGCCGCCGUUCAGCUAAAGCCACUGUAUAAAUAGCGUAUCUGAAAAUGUUAAAGUCUUAGUGAUACUUCUUGAUGUUUGUAUCCUGAAAAUGAAUGUUCAGCUUUACAUAAUGCCCAACAACGUGUGUACCGACUCUUACCUUUGGUUUGCUUUAGGAAUCAGACCUGAUGCCUGUAAAUACAGACAAAUAAUGAAAUAAACACUGUACUUAUAAAGACUUUA
Labeo rohita (rohu) is the source of this 1584-nucleotide messenger RNA. It is a transcript of the gene cd8a, whose product is annotated as CD8a molecule. The record is from RefSeq and is a predicted model, not a curated record. Bases 116 to 784 code for a protein of 222 amino acids. Lineage: Eukaryota; Metazoa; Chordata; Actinopteri; Cypriniformes; Cyprinidae. The transcript is spliced from 7 exons.